UAGACAGAUAAAACAAUCCAAUUUCACUAGCAAAUCUUUACUUCUUCUUCUUCUCUUUACGUCCUAAACGCUUCCGUCCCUCCUUCGCCGCAACCAUGAAGUGCAUUCUGGUAACCCUUCUCCUGGUGGCCUGCGUCAGCGCCAAUGUUAUUCGCGAAAAACGACAACUGACCGGUGGUUCCGCCAGCUGCACGGCUGAACAGAAAGCUCAGUGCGGUUCGGUGCAGUGCCAGAACAACGGCAACACCAACACCCAAGUUAACAGCGGUGGUAACACCGGUGGCGCUGGUCUCAUCAGUGGCAUCCCUCUCAAUCUCCUUAACGGUGCCGGUGUCCAGGUGCCGGUCAACGCCAAUGUCUGCCCACCCGUGUCCGUGUGCAACACCUGUUUGGCUUUCAACAUCCUGGGUUAAACGCCAACUCGUGUAAUUCUCCUGUCUGGAUCGUUUUCGAAUUUAUGUCCAAAGUUCGGAAAAUGUGAAUGCCACAGUUUCAUAAUAUUUAUGAGCUAUAAAUCCAUGAAAAUGUGAUCGAUGAACAUUGGUUGACCUUAUAAAUAAAACGUGAAUCAACUAAA
Molecule: messenger RNA, 577 nt
Organism: Paramacrobiotus metropolitanus
Lineage: Eukaryota; Metazoa; Tardigrada; Eutardigrada; Parachela; Macrobiotidae
Exons: 2
Coding region: 96-413 (105 amino acids)
Source: RefSeq, a predicted model, not a curated record